Messenger RNA from Fraxinus pennsylvanica, 624 nucleotides. The record is from the annotation of a GenBank genome assembly. NCBI's taxonomy places the organism in Eukaryota, Viridiplantae, Streptophyta, Magnoliopsida, Lamiales, Oleaceae.
AUGGCAUUGUCAGGGAAAUUAAGUUUGGCUUUGUUGCCUCUAAACCUCAAGGCGGCCUCAUCGUAUGCCCUAGCUGCGGCCUCGGCAGUGUUAAAUGUACCCAACCAAACAUUGGCGGUAGUUCUAUGUGAAUCCUUUAUAUUUGCAGACCAUCUGCCCAAUGGCGUCUGUCUCACUCCUAUGGCAGAGGGCCGGCAGCAAGUUUAUGAUAUUUUCUGGGGAACAUUAAGUUUUGCUAUGUUACCUCUAAACCUGGCUGCGACGGCCUCAGCAGUGUCAAAUGUUCCGACCCAAACUCUCAUAUGUGUGUGUGGUUCCUUUAUUUCUGCUAUCCAUCUACCCGAUGAUUUCUGUCUUGCUUUGUAUCUUCUUCUCUCUCUUGUUUCGUCCCCUGAUAUUUCUACCUCUACUAAACCUGGAGGCAGCGGUCGAGGCUGCAGUGGAGAAGAGCUGGUGAUUGGCCUAUCUCGCGUGACAUGGGAAAAAGUAGAUGUCAGCUUCCACAAGAGCAAGCUUAAAUUUGCUGCACAUAGUAUUAUUCAGGUAAAAGAGCAUCACAUGCAUACUGAAGGUGGUGGAGGUGGUUGUAGAUUUGAGGUGAAGAUGGGUGGUGGUGGGUUGUGA